Nerophis lumbriciformis (worm pipefish) is the source of this 4892-nucleotide messenger RNA. RefSeq names its product solute carrier family 17 member 7a (gene slc17a7a). Gene Ontology annotation, molecular function: L-glutamate transmembrane transporter activity; neurotransmitter transmembrane transporter activity. Lineage: Eukaryota; Metazoa; Chordata; Actinopteri; Syngnathiformes; Syngnathidae. The record is from RefSeq and is a predicted model, not a curated record. Gene Ontology annotation, biological process: neurotransmitter loading into synaptic vesicle; synaptic transmission, glutamatergic; transmembrane transport. Gene Ontology annotation, cellular component: excitatory synapse; synaptic vesicle membrane.
ACACGUGGUCUGGCGACCCACCGCCAUGUCCCCCUCCCGCCCUCCCAUGACUUUUGUUAAGUUUUUUUUCUUGGACAUCUGGUAUCUGUCCUUAAGGGAGGGGCUCUGUCAUGUCUGUAUUAUCAUGUUUUGUUUUAAGUCAUGUUUUGUUUAGUUUCUGUCUUUUCACUUCCUUGUCUGGUCACCAUAGCAACCAUUAGUUUUCACCUGUCACGUCACGCACCUGUUUCACGUUUUGACUCACACACACCUGUCACCAAUCAUGUCACUGUUAUUUAAGCAUACCUUGUUCAUCACUCGUCCUGCCUGCAUUGUCGUUAUGUCACUCCGGUUCAGGUCUCGUUUUGACAAAGGGCGCACGGGAGCCCGCGGGCGCGCGUGCACGGUGCGGCGUGCGCAUUCACGCGGGAGAAGAGCACACGGGCCGGUGUCGAGCAGCAGCGAGCAGGAUGGAGGUCCGACCUGACAGGUUCAAGGCGGUGGCGGCCAAAACUUUGGGCAGAAUUAACAGGUUGAUUGACAAGCAGCAGCCUAAUGGAGAAACCAUCGAGCUGUCAGCGGAGGGCCGUCCAGAGCUGGUGCAGGAGAAGGAGCUGCCCGUGGUGGAUUGUACCUGCUUUGGCUUGCCCAGGCGUUACAUCAUCGCCAUCCUAUCUGGCCUAGGCUUCUGCAUCUCCUUUGGCAUCCGCUGCAAUCUGGGCGUGGCCAUUGUGAGCAUGGUCAACGACCACACUGUCUACAAAGGAAACAAGGAAGUGCUGGUGGCUGCACAGUUCACUUGGGACCCGGAGACAGUGGGCAUGAUCCACGGCUCCUUCUUCUGGGGCUACAUUGUCACGCAGAUCCCAGGAGGUUUUAUAUGUCAAAAAUUUGCAGCCAACAGAGUGUUUGGCUUUGCCAUCGUAGCCACGUCCACCCUGAACAUGUUGAUCCCAUCUGCUGCCCGCUGCCAUUACAGCUGCGUCAUACUGGUUAGAAUAUGUCAAGGCCUUGUUGAGGGUGUGUCAUACCCUGCCUGCCAUGGGAUUUGGGCCAAAUGGGCUCCUCCACUGGAGAGAAGUCGAUUAGCCACAACGGCCUUUUGUGGGUCCUAUGCAGGGGCAGUGGUGGCCAUGCCUUUAGCUGGGAUACUGGUGCAAUACACUGGGUGGCCUUCUGUCUUCUACGUCUAUGGCACCUUUGGGAUAUUUUGGUACAUGUUCUGGGUCCUGGUGUCUUAUGAGAGUCCAGCUGCCCAUCCCACCAUCACCCCAGAGGAGAGGAAGUACAUUGAAGAUGCAAUCGGGGAGUCUGGGUCAUUUCUCAACCCUCUGCAGAAAUUCAAGACCCCAUGGAGGCACUUCUUCACCUCCAUGCCAGUCUAUGCCAUCAUUGUGGCCAACUUCUGCAGGAGUUGGACCUUCUACCUGCUGCUUAUCAGCCAGCCGGCCUACUUUGAAGAAGUGUUCGGCUUUGAGAUCAGCAAGGUGGGCAUGGUGUCAGCUUUGCCGCAUUUAGUGAUGACCAUCAUCGUUCCUUUAGGAGGACAAUUGGCCGACUACCUCAGGACACACAACCUAAUGACCACCACCAACGUCAGGAAGCUCAUGAAUUGUGGAGGGUUUGGGAUGGAGGCCACCCUCCUGUUGGUGGUGGGAUAUUCGCACACUAAAGGCGUCGCCAUCUCCUUCCUGGUCCUCGCCGUCGGCUUCAGCGGCUUCGCUAUCUCAGGUUUUAAUGUCAACCACCUGGACAUCGCCCCUCGUUACGCCAGCAUACUGAUGGGCAUCUCAAACGGGGUGGGGACAUUGUCAGGAAUGGUGUGUCCUCUCAUCGUGGGCGCCAUGACUAAACAUAAGACCCGCGAUGAGUGGCAGUACGUCUUCCUUAUAGCGUCCUUGGUUCAUUAUGGAGGAGUCAUUUUCUACGGACUCUUUGCAUCGGGGGAAAAGCAGGUAUGGGCCGACAUCGAGGACACCAGCGAAGAGAAGUGCGGCAUCAUCGACGAAGACGAGCUGGCCAACGAGACGGAGGACCUCUACCGUGGCGGCGGUGGCCAGUACGGCGCCAUGAGCCAACAGGCGGUCGGUACAAACGGCGGCGGAGGAGGCGGCCCUGGAUGGGUUUCGGACUGGGAUAAGUCGGAGGAGUACGUGCAGCCGCCUGGGUACAACUCAUACACGAGCAGGGGCGUCGAGGAGAAGAAGCUGACGUAGGAAAAAAAACUGAUGCAACAAAUAUUAAUCAAGGAGGGAGGUUGUAAGUCACUGCAAAACAGGAAGAACUUGCUGUGUGCGUUUGCACAAUGACAAAAGUAUAAUUUUUCUGUGUGCGUGUGUGUUUGUGUGUGUGUGGGUGUGGCUACAUUUGUGUACGUCAGUGCUAAACAAAAUACAUCAACACGUACACUAUUUAUUUGCUCAUCUCAUCGCCCACGCCUCCUUUUUGGAGCUUGGCUCGCUGUGAUUGGUCCAUUUCCAUGACAUCACAGAAGAGGAAGUACAGCAACACCUUUCUCUUACACUGUUCCCAUUGUGUUGUAUUUCAUAUUGUAACAUGUUUUUAUUUUUAUUGUUAGGGAAUCUACUUAAAUCACGGGUGUCCAAACAUUUUCUGCAAAGGGCCAUUUCGUUAUUUUUCAUUUGCAAAGCCACUACGAUAUCGGGAUUUUUUCAAGCAGUAUUUUUUAACCAUAACCACCGUUAAUGGGCCGCCAAAAAAUAUCUGUUUCUCAGGUGUGGUUUGUAUGGGCCACAGCUUUCCUCAGUUGUAGUACACUUUUCCACCACCUGUGAUAGUAAUGAUAAUCGCAAACAAAUAGAAGAAGUCUGGAGCUAAAGUGAGAGAAGCUUCUUAAGCGCAAUAUUCAUGAUAACGUGGUGAAUUUUAUUGAUAGUUCAGUUAAGAAACAUAAUAAUGUAGUUUAUUAACAUAAUUGAAAGUAAAUGUAUUUUUCGGCAGUUAUUUAUGAGUCCCUUCUUUUGCAGUAUUUUAGGUUUGUACUUAAUUUUCUAAUCAGCCUGACCUCAGCCUAAGGUUUAGUAAUACUCUUUGUGAUUAAUACAUGGUUUCAUAUCAUUUGACAAGGUUGCAAACUGUAAGUAGGUUAGAUAUAAUUAUUGAAUACCAUUAAAAUCUAGAGUAAGAUUACCGUACUAAUUCAAUGUUAAUUUUUGAAUUUUCCACUCUGCAGUGGAAAAGUUGGACCCCGAGGUUAAGAACACCUCUACUAAAGAAGAAAGAAAAAAGCUGCAUUUGGGUUUUUUGUUUUUAUUAGGGGUGUUUGAUAAUUCAAUAUCCAAUAACGUUUAAAAAAAUACAUAGUUAAAAAAAAUAAAAAAUUGUAAAUGUUCAAAUGAGGGCAGAUUACCCAUACUGUGGUGCAGGUGGGUUAGGGUGCGCUUGUAUUGUAAACUUCCCCUGAGCUCAUAGUAAACAAACGUAACGUCGAUCGUAUGAGACUUUGUCGCGGUUUCUGAGGAAGAAGACAUUUCGAGUGUUAUUUGCACCAAAUGAAAAAUGUUUGCUAGCGUAAAAAGACGCCUGCUGCUAAAAAGAAGCUGUCCCAAAGAUAGGUGCGAACAAAGUACAGUCUAAAUAAAAUAAAAUAAAAAUAAGUUCAGUGUCGUCCUUGAGAAGCAAGUUUUUAGCGUCAACAUUUCAGCUUUUUCUCACUACUUUACACCUAUUUGUUCUUUUAUCCCACUUUUUAUGUGUUUUUUGUAUACUCUUUUUAGAAUGUGUGGCGGCCUGCUAAAUUUUUUUGCUGCACUUUGGACACCCCUAAUUUUAAUGCAAAACUGUUAUGAUAAACAAUCAUCAAGGGGUAAAAAAGGUGCUUAUUUGUUGCACUAUGACAGGCCUCAUUUCAUGUGCAUAUUUGACACAUGCUGGAGCUUGUGCACAAACAUGUCUACAUGACACUCACCCGAGUCUGACCUAACUGGGUCAUACCCAUCUAGGCUCAUGGGUCACAAGGCACGUAUCCCGACUAAAUCAUCCGACACUCGGGCCGGGAUGUCAGGUAAAGGAUGGUCAAAACACGGUGUGUGUUUUUCCUUUUUCUGUCCUCACUGCUUUGUUUUCCUCCAUCAAAGCAGUUCUUUCUAGUACCCAAACAAAGGGAGGGGGGACAUUCGAAUUCAGUGUGUGAGGUUGUCUAUGUGUGUGUGAUAGUGACUGUGCUGUUGUGUCGGUUGGGUACAGGUGCUGAAACCUUGUGCAGUGAGCAUGUUGUAAUGAGCACAGCAGUGCACCCCCACCUCCUUCCCUGUACUCUUUAACACAAGGUGGUCUCACUCAAAUGCACCAUGCGUGCAGGGAGAGUGGCGGCACACUGUAUUUGGCACACUUAAUGAAACAUUUUUUUUUUUCUUAUUUUUUUUUUAAAGUGUGGGUUUUUUUGUAUACCCCCUUUAAAGCAGUGAUGCAUUGGCAGCUGGGUAAUAGAGUCGAGGGGAGCUCUGUGCACCAGCACAUAGACAGAGCCAAGAGACUCAAGACAGGAAGGAUACAAAAACACUGCAUGCACUCACAAGUCGCAAUAAUGCACAGGCAUCGCUUCAAAGUUAAAGGUGAUUUGAUCUCAUUCUCUGGGGAGCAAAAUACACUGCAGGAAUGUUUUUUUUUUAAGUAUUUAUUUAUUAAAUUUUUAAAGUUAAAUAUUAUAACAAUAUGAAUGAUAAUUCUGUGAAAACUUUUCAGUUGUCAAUGUUGUAUUUGUGUAUUUUUAAUGGACUUUCUUUUUUGACUCAUAGUUUAUUCCAUUGCCGUCUUCCUUGCUCCUAAUGAGAUGUGUUAAAACUUAAUGGGAAAUUGGUGAAAAUAUUUUAAGAUUGAAAAAAAAAAAUGUGUACGAAGGAUGUAAAUGUGAAAUAUCCUGGUGUAUAAUAAAAUUUAGGCAGCAAUUUAAA